This is a messenger RNA of Lycium ferocissimum, 1380 nucleotides long. Its product is annotated as transcription factor HY5. Gene Ontology annotation, molecular function: DNA-binding transcription factor activity, RNA polymerase II-specific. Bases 97 to 537 code for a protein of 146 amino acids. The transcript is spliced from 4 exons. Gene Ontology annotation, biological process: red or far-red light signaling pathway; regulation of photomorphogenesis; response to far red light. The record is from RefSeq and is a predicted model, not a curated record. Gene Ontology annotation, cellular component: nucleus. Lineage: Eukaryota; Viridiplantae; Streptophyta; Magnoliopsida; Solanales; Solanaceae.
UUGUGUUAGAUAAAUAUCUUUUUAUUCAUACCCCCUUUAACUCUUCACUGUCUAUCUAAACUACCUUAUUUUAAUUAUAUUUUAGUGUUGAGGAAAAUGCAAGAGCAAGCGACAAGUUCCAUUGCAGCUAGUUCUAUACCUUCAAGUAGUGAGAGAUCUUCUAGCUCAGCUCUCCAUCUUGAAGUCAAAGAAGGUAUGGAGAGUGAUGAUGAGAUAAGAAGAGUGCCGGAGAUGGGUGGAGAAGCCACGGGAACCACAUCUGCUUCUGGCAGAGAUGGCACUUCCACUGCCGGUCAACCUCAACCAUCAUCAGCUGCUGGCACUCAAAGGAAGAGAGGAAGAAGUCCUGCUGACAAAGAAAACAAGAGGUUAAAAAGGUUGCUGAGAAAUAGAGUAUCAGCACAGCAAGCAAGGGAGAGGAAGAAAGCAUACUUAAUAGAUCUGGAAGCAAGGGUGAAAGAAUGGGAAACAAAGAAUGCAGAACUUGAAGAGAGGUUGUCCACUUUGCAAAACGAGAACCAAAUGCUUAGACAUUGAUGUCUCAUUAAUUAUUGUUUAACAUUGAGGAGGAGGAUGAGCAACUAACACUGCGCUAUGACUUCAGCCUCCUGAAGUAAUUACAUUUAGUACUAGGAAACUGACUCAUGCAAUGGCGGAGCUAGGGGCGCAAGGGGGUUCAUCCAAGCCUCCUUUGCCAAAAAUUACAUUGUAUAUACAAGGUCAAAAUUAUUUUCUAUGUAUAUAUAGUAGACUUUGAAUUCCGUAGGCAUCUUCAUGUGUUCACUUUUUUAUAUUUUGAAUCCCCUUACUGAAAAUCCUGACUCCGCCACUAGACUCAUGCUUUUGGAAAGUGCAGAUAUUACUUAUGUACAGCUGUUAAGGGCUUGUGUUCAUGAAUAAUAUAUACCAGUUUCUGAUCCUGUAAAUUUCAAUCUUGAGCGUGUGUUGUAUCUAUACACAUUAUUCAGCCUGGUUUUAAGUUACAAGGCAUUGCUGUUUCAUAUUAACCCUUUCUUAAUACACUUUGUGUCUCUUGCCAGUUAGAUUGAUUCUUAUUUAAUCUUCUGGGCUUAUUUCUGCUCUCUUUCAAGUUAACUGGGGUUUGCAGAUUUAAUAAAACUAUGAGUUGAGUCUUGCCCUUGCUGAAUAUCAAUACAGACAUCAUAGAAAUUGCGAUAAUUGCACCUAAAUUCCAUGCAAGUCGGGCUCGGCUAUGUGAAUUCUGUCUAUGUCGCUCCAUAUAAACCAAUCUCAGUCAUCCUCUUUUGUACUGCUACAGAAAUCAAUACUUCUGUUAAGUUCCAUAGUUGUGCUUAAUAAACUUCAGUUUCAACAAGAGAAGAAAAUGGUGUAUAUUUGGGGUUUGACUUCUUUUGUUAU